Messenger RNA from Lethenteron reissneri (Far Eastern brook lamprey), 2445 nucleotides. Its product is annotated as max-interacting protein 1-like. The record is from RefSeq and is a predicted model, not a curated record. Gene Ontology annotation, molecular function: protein dimerization activity; DNA-binding transcription factor activity, RNA polymerase II-specific; RNA polymerase II cis-regulatory region sequence-specific DNA binding. Lineage: Eukaryota; Metazoa; Chordata; Hyperoartia; Petromyzontiformes; Petromyzontidae. Gene Ontology annotation, biological process: regulation of transcription by RNA polymerase II.
GUUUGGCUGGGCCGGGUCGUGUUGCUGGGCGAGCGGCAUCGGCGCUCGGGGUAAACAAAACGGCGGCCGCGUCCCCGCGUCGCCCCACGGCUCCCCUCAGCAGACAUGGACCUCGCCGCCGCCGCCGCCGCCACCGACAACAACAACAAGAUUCAGAUCCUGCUCGCCGCGGCCGAGUAUCUGGAGAGAAAGGACAGGGGUGAGGGCUGGGGUGGCGCUGCCUGGCUGGCAGGAGAAGCGGAGCACGGCUACGCGUCCAUGCCGCCGUCGAGGCGGGAGGAGGAGGAGGAAGAGGACGAGUCCCCGAGUAGGAAGAGGCUCAAGACGAGGAAGGCGCCCAGCAUCAGAUCCACUCACAACGAGCUGGAGAAAAACAGGAGAGCACAGCUGCGCGUCUGCCUGGAGCGUCUGAAGAACAUGGUCCCUUUGGGGCCCGAGUGCUCGCGACACACCACCCUGGGGUUGCUCACCAAAGCGAAGAACCACAUCAAGAGGACAUGGAGGUGGACGUGGAGAGUGUGGAGAGCGUGGAGUUCUCGGUGGGCGAGGGAGACAGCCUCGGCACGAGCAGCGACAGCGACGAGCGCAGCAGCCUGCAGAGCAGCAGCACCAGCGACGGCGGCUACUCCAGCUCAAGUCUCAAGCACGUGGGGACCUUCCUCUGCUAGCCGCUCACAAGCACAGCGGGGGGGGGGGGGGGGGGCACGGUCUGCGGUCGUGUUCCUCCGACUGGGAGAUGACAAGUAUUGGGAAGACGCUCUUACAGUGCUUUUCAGACUUUGUAUGUAUUUUUCUGACAAUUUAUACUGUACAUGAAAUUGUAUUUUGUGAAGCACUGCAAGAGUAACUUAAGCUCUGAAGACCUUUAAAAGAGCAGUUUGUAAAUAAAUGUAUAAACGCCUGGCCGCUGUUUUACGCACCUAAAGAAUGGUUCAGACAGCACUUUUAUGCCGAUUUGCGGAGAUGUUAACAUUAAUGGCAAUAAACUUCCCUGAUGCUGCCCAUUUCAAAAGGGUCUUCAGAGUUAGUUGACCCCAUCGAUGCAUUACGACCAAUAUGUUGCACUUAAAGGUCAAAGAUAUUUCUUUGACAUUAUUGACCUCAAAUGUAAAAAGAAAAAAAAAAUCGUACAAUAUUUUUUCCUAAAUAUGGACUGUUAUAUAUCUGUAUAGCAACAGACAUUGGAAGUCCUUGGUUCCACAGGUGGACACUAUUUUGGAGUCUCAGGGACUCUGUGGCUGUUUUGAGUGUUGUGCCUUUGUUUUGGUUUAACGUUGGAGUAUAUCUGGUUGUUGUGCAGUGCAGUAACCCUGCAAGCCAGACACGAAGGAGUUAUUAAUCUGUGGUUCCUCUGAAGGUUAUAAUGCCUGCAAAAAAACAUAUCAACAAAGUGGGCUAGCUGGCUGCUGGCUGUGUCACGCAGUAGCACAGAGCCACUGCCAACCGGCAGCUACCCAGGCCGCAUCACCUCCAGGCGAGAGGAAUCUGACAGACUCCUGAUUCAGAACCUCAAUGGCAGCUCCUGUCACAAGUGUUGUAGUUUUGUAAAGUGAAAGCAACAAGUUUUGACAUCUUUAAAAAAAUCUUACCAAUCAUCCUAUAAGCCGCUGUUAUUGUCAGUUUCUUGAUUGGCACUUAAUGAAGUUCUAGAUUAAUUGUAUUUUAGUUACAAAUAGUUAUAGUUACAAGUAAUUAUCACAAGUGAUUUUUACAGAGGCACAGUUUUUAAAUAUUUGUGACCAAAUCUGUCCCCGUUAGAAAAUCUGGUUUUUCAUGGUGCUUUUUUGUAAUCGAUGAUUGGUGGGUUGGUUCAUUUGGAUGUUGAUCGAAUUCCAUAUACUCGUUAUUUUGCAUCGUGAGCGUAGACGUCAUGGACCAGAUUGUCUAAAAUGAGAUUAUUCAGAUUCCCACCAGCAUCCAGUUUUACCGCACAUUCCACAAAACAUCGUAAGGUAAGGCCACCCCCGCUCUGCGGGUUGCGACAUCAGUGUUGUGUAUAUUAUGCAUCCCGAAACAACGGCCACUUGCUGCAGUAGCUCUUGUCUUGCUUAUUUUUUGCAUGCGUCGACGCGAUGGUAAUGUUCUUACCGCGCUUGCCAAUUUCACUCCGCGCGUGCGCACGUCUGGAGCGGCGUGCGUGUCCCGCGAGUGGCCGCCGACGCAGGCUUCGCGUCAACCUGAAGCGGCGUCCGCCCGCCCGCCGCCUGCCACUUGCGGAGCAGCUGCGCCGCCACCUGCGGGCCCCGGGAGGGCGAGCGUGGGGGGCGCUUGUGGCGGGGGUGGAAGGUGUCCCGGCUCCGACCAGUGAACGUUUCCGGCUGGCGAUGGAACUCGAACCGACUGGUGGUAGAGCACUGUUUUGAACGCUAGCUGUGUAAAUCGUGUAUAUCUAUGUUACCUCAUGUGUUAUCGUUCCCCGUUAUACAUAAACAAAUAAAUUUAUUU